Cimex lectularius (bed bug) is the source of this 4061-nucleotide messenger RNA. RefSeq names its product F-box/LRR-repeat protein 16. Gene Ontology annotation, molecular function: protein binding. Lineage: Eukaryota; Metazoa; Arthropoda; Insecta; Hemiptera; Cimicidae. The transcript is spliced from 7 exons. Gene Ontology annotation, biological process: SCF-dependent proteasomal ubiquitin-dependent protein catabolic process. Gene Ontology annotation, cellular component: SCF ubiquitin ligase complex. The record is from RefSeq and is a predicted model, not a curated record. The coding region runs from base 476 to 1861 and encodes 461 amino acids.
AUAUGUGUAUUAUAAACGGCUGAUUAUUUCAGUUUGCCUCUAUGGGGAAAAAAACGAAAAUAUUGAACAUUGUUUAACAACCUUUAGAAAAAAAGAAAAAAAAAAGAUCUUAAUGGCAUGAAAAAAUAAGUCCAAGAAAGUUCGACUUUUAAGAAGCGGAAAGGAAAUUUAAUAAGAAGUUGAUUCAUUUUUGGAUAUUUACAAGGUGGUAAUUUUUUUUUAAUUAUCAAAACUGAAGCGGUGUUAGGGUAAAUUGAGUGCUUUUUGGUUAAGAAGAAUAUAAAAAGUGGCCAUUUGUUAUGAAAAAAGGAAGAAGAGGGAUAAAAAUUGGUUAAAGGCAGGCACGUGGUCGGCUACCCAGGCAGGUUUUGACUGCGGACGUUUUAAAAGGUCGACUGGCGGAGGGGGCGGCAGAGUUGGCAGGCGUCCUGCGCCGGGAGGGGCGGCCGCGCGAGUGUCCGGGGCCUCAGUAGUGAUGAGCACGGCUCAAGGGGUGGUCGAACGGGCUUCUGCUGAGCUCUCGAAGAGGAUCAACGGGCUCAGACGGUCUCAGCAAUCGAAGGGCAAGCCUGGGGUCGUGGAACGCGUCACUUCCGCCCUCUGCGGCGGCUUACCACCGGAGAAGCCGGCUCGUUUCACCAAGGGCGGCGGACGGCCCGUACCGCCCCCGAGGAGGUCCACGCUCUCCGCUGCUCGGCUCGGCCACGGCAACAUCCUCCUCGACGACGCCUUCCUCCUAUGCCUAUUCGGAUACUUCAGCCCCUUGGAAAGAAGGGCACUGGCCCAGGUAUGUUCAAAAUGGAGGGACGUACUCUACAGGAACCCGCGGUACUGGUCCGGACUACUGCCUGUGGUACGGUGCAGGGAGCUGCGAUCGCAGAACGAAAGGUCCAGGCUGUACGCGUCCUUCGUACGACGCGGAUUCCACAACGUCGCCUUGCUCUCGGCAGCGGACGAGGACGCCAUCGACCUGGUCCACACUUACCCUCUCAGCGGGAAGCACUUACAUUCCCUUAGCCUCAGGUGUUCCAGCGUCACCGAUCGAGGACUGGAAACGCUCAUCGAUCACCUGCAAGGGCUUUACGAAUUGGAGUUAGCCGGCUGCAACGAGAUAACCGAAGCUGGUCUCUGGUCGUGUCUGACUCCUAGGAUAGUAAGCCUGACGCUGUCAGACUGCAUCAACGUCGCAGAUGAGGCGAUCGGCGCUGUGGCCCAGCUGCUGCCCUCGCUGUACGAAUUUUCCCUGCAGGCCUAUCACGUGACAGACGCAGCGCUGGGAUUCUUCUCGCCGAAGCAAUCGACGUCGCUCAACAUCCUGAGGCUGCACAGCUGCUGGGAGAUUACGAACAACGGCAUCAUCAAUAUUGUUCAUUCGCUGCCGAAUCUGACAGUGCUGAGCCUCUCCGGAUGCAGUAAAGUGACCGAUGAGGGUGUCGAGCUGAUAGCGGAGAACCUGCAGAAGCUGCGGUCGCUCGAUCUGUCCUGGUGCUCCCGUAUCACGGAUUCAGCUCUCGAGUACAUCGCCUGUGAUCUGAACAUGCUCGAAGAGCUGACGCUAGACAGGUGCGUACACGUGACAGAUAUAGGCAUCGGGUACAUUUCGACAAUGCUGUCGCUAUCGGCGCUUUUCCUCCGGUGGUGUUCGCAAGUGAAAGACUUCGGCAUCCAACACCUCUGCAGCAUGAGAAAUCUUCAGGUGCUGUCCUUAGCAGGCUGUCCUCUGUUGACCUCAAGCGGGCUUUCGAGCCUGAUCCAACUUCGACACCUUCAGGAACUCGAGCUGACCAACUGCCCCGGAGCUUCAAGAGAGCUUUUUGAAUAUCUGCGAGAGCACCUGCCUCGUUGUCUGAUAAUCGAAUAGAGUCGACAAACCAUGUUUUUCUAAUAAAAAUAAUAUUUAAAAAAAAGAGAAAAAAAGCUUCUAGGUUAGAACUUUCCUAAGUUGUCUAGAGUGCCAAAGGCUGAUUCUAUUUAUGUAAGUUAUUUACAAAAAAUCAAUAUUAAGUAGAACCAGGUAUGCUGUUUUUCCUUUCCUCUGAAAGUGAUUUGACCUAUGUUUAAACAAAAGAUUUAAUUUUAAAAAAAACCAACGGCACUCUAGCGCAACCUAUCAACAUUUUGCUACUCUAAUCUACAAAAGAAAAUAAGGCGAAAGGCUCUAAAUAAAAUUCCCAUUGAAGAUAUAUUUUGUGUUAGGACCCCAUAGGACAAUUGAGGCUAAUUUGAACCGGCAGAACAAAUUUUUGAAUAUAUUGUAAAUAUUGUUGACGACCUGUGCCUGAAAGAAAAUUUUCUUUUGUCUCUUUUCAAUAUUUUCAAAAGAGCUGGAAUUUUAUGUAUAUAAUGUGUUUCCACUUUGAUGUAGACUGAAUUCCAUGUGUGUGAUAUUUGAGUGUAUAUUUUAUUUUUCGUUUUGUAUUCUAUAGGUACAUGAAUUUUUUUUUCUUCACUAUUCCGUGUUGGAGGGAACAUUAAAAAAAGUCUUCCUUGAUUGUAAACUCAAAAAAGAAACAAUAACUUUUGCAAAGGCUUUAUUUCUUAUCUUCUUUGGUUGUUUUCUAAUUUCUAUAUGUUUCUAGGGUUUUUUAAAUUUUUUUUAAUGAACUUUCAACCAGUUUAUUUUUUUUAUUUUCUAAUGCAUUUUCAUGGUUAUAAUUUUCUUCUGGUUGUCUUAUCAGGAUUUUGUUAAAUUGUUAGGGCUUACAAUGCAUGGAAAUCAGAGGGAAAAAAUUGAUUAAAAUUUUGGCAGUGAAGCCCGGCGACUGACCAACCUGUGUAAGGUCUCGUUCGGGUCAACAAUCCUCGAUACUUAUAACUGCAUAAAAGAGGAAAAAGCAUAAAAGGAAAGGAGACUUCCUCGCCUUGGGGACCAUAGAUCAUAGAUUUCUUACGACAAAAGAUCCAUCUAUUGAAAAUUUAGACCAGGAGAAAGACUCCCGAUUAUUAAAAAAAUCUCAAAUUCUCGGCUGAUGAUAAAGGGCAGACUAUGCAUCAGCUGAGAACAUCUGCAGAUUUAGGACUGCCCUCCGCAGGCUGCAAAGUAUCUUUUCAUUGGAAGUACCCUAUCUCAUGGUAGGUCUUUCACCUUGGCUCCUUCCCCCAAAUAAAUUUGGCUUCAUCUGCAAUAUUAAUUUUUUAUUUGUUCAAUUUUGUUUCUUUUUAAAUGCACUUACCUAAGGUGUCAUCAACAGUCGACUCUCCUCUGCCCUUUACCAAACAAACUUUUUAUGAGACCUUUUACUGUAGAGUUAUCCACACAAUUUAUGGCUAAAUUCUUUGUAUAUUAGGCAUUGAAGGAUGGUUUAUUAUUUUUCAAGCUUUAUGCUCCUAAUUUGGACUUUUGCUGCUCUCAGCUUCGACAAUCUAUGUACCAUACGAAGCCAAGUGUUGUCUUCUCAAGUUGGGGAACCUUUUGUGGUCUUUCGAGUUCCAGCUCCAUCAGGCCCAGGAAACCAAAAAAGCCUGGUGGUACUGGACAAAAUCAGAACCCAAAAAUACAUUAGUAAAUAAAAAUAAACUGGUUAUUUUUUAAAAAAUUUGUCUCCCCUCCAAAACGACGUUGUUAUUGUUUAUCUUUCAAAUAAUAAAUUAAUUUCAAUAAAUUUAAUAAUAAUAAUAAGGACUGCAAGUAUGUCCAUGGCUUCUAAGAAGCUCUUAGAUUAGAUUUUCAGUACAUCUAUAAUUUAAAAUUAAAAAUGUUGCUUAACAGGUGAAUUUGUAUUUAAAAAAAAAAAUUAAAAUAAAUAUGAGACUAUUUUAAUAAUAAAAAAUAUAUUUAAAAAAAUGAACCGACUCAACAAUAAUUGCACUUCACUAUGAGAGAAAACAGCACGUUUUGUAGAAAUAAAAAUUGUAUAAAUAAAAAAAUCACCUCACUUGAAAAUUAUUUUUUACAAUCAGGCGAAAAGCGACUCGACAUAUAAACAAAAUAAAUUCUACAAAAUAAGGAAAAAAAACUUUUGUCUGCUUAAAUGAUGUAUUUUUGCUGUAAUCUUGUAAAAAAAAUAUUAAUUUUAUUGUAAAUAAAUCAUUAUAUAAAUGUUGAAGUAUUGUAAUUGUAA